ACCUUGACACCUCCUAUUGAUUGGAGAAGUGUGAUUACCAAUUCGGUUAUGUUUGGAACAAACAAGUUGUAUUGGCAUAUGGUAUGGGAUUUUAGCAGAGUUUUGCUACAAAGCAUAGAGAUAGAAUUCUAUUCCUGUUUUAUUAUAUUUUUUUUUCUACUGCAAAGACAAUUGUGCAGAGAGAAAUGCGGUUUUUCCAAGAAUGCAUUGAAAACAUGCUGUCUUAACAGUUGAAUCGUGUACUCAGCUGUAAUUUUCUUGACAUAUAAGAAUAUGACAUGAAAUAUCAAUCAUUACUUGCCUAAGUUGACUAUCAAAUAGAAGAAAGAAACACAUUCUUUCCCCAUGUUUAAUGUUGGAGAAACUUCCAAUAAGUCCAAAAGCUUCCCCGUCACUACUUGUUGAUUAACAGCUGUUGCAAAACCCAAGAUCUCACGAGUUCCCCAAAAAUUAAACUAAUCAACAUUUCUUUAAUAUUUAUAUUCCAAAACUUAUACAUCAAGCCAGUCUUCUUUCCCAUCACUUCUCAUCAAAGUUCAAAACAAAUAAACAAGUUUGCUCCAUACUAACCAGCCCACUUUGCCCAACUUCUCCCGGCUAGUAGUUCCUGAAUGUGAACAUGAUCUACUAAGAAAUUGAUGGCAGUUAAGAAGAAAAAUAUGCAGUUGGAAAUCCAUUUCUUGUUGUUCUUCUGCUACUGCUUUGGUUCUUGUUCUUUUGGUCUUGCUGCAAAGGUGGCUGAAACAACCAAGUUGAAUGAGGAAGCAUCGGCUUUACUAUCGAUAAAGGCUAGUCUUAUUGAUCCAUUUAAUAGCCUUCACGAUUGGAAAUUGCCAGACAAUGUGGACCUGAAGUAUUCAGCUCACUGUAACUGGACUGGAGUAUGGUGCAAUUCUGAUGGGGCAGUUGAAAAGCUUGAUCUCUCGAAUAUGAAUCUCAGUGGGCGAGUUUCAGAUGAUAUCCAACGGCUGAAAAGCCUUAGUUCUCUCAACUUGUGCUGCAAUGAACUGUCAUCAACUUUACCAAAAACCGUAUCCAAUCUCACAUUACUCAACAGCAUUGAUGUGAGCCAAAAUUUAUUCACUGGCAGCUUUCCUGUGGGUUUUGGAAGGGCUUCAGGACUAACUUUGCUGAAUGCUUCCAGCAAUAAUUUCUCAGGAGUUCUCCCAAAGGAUCUUGGCAAUGCAACUUCAUUGGAUACUCUAGACCUAAGAGGAAGUUUCUUCCAGGGUUCAGUUCCAAAGUCUUUCAAGAACUUGCAGAAGUUGAAAUUUCUUGGCCUUUCUGGAAAUAAUCUCACUGGCCAGAUACCAGGAGAGCUCGGGCAGCUUUCAUCACUGGAGACUAUAAUUCUGGGGUACAAUGAAUUUGAAGGUGGAAUACCGGUUGAGUUUGGGAACCUCUCUAGUCUAAAGUACCUUGAUUUGGCAGUUGGCAAUCUUAGUGGAGAGAUUCCAGCUGAACUAGGGAGGCUCAAGCUACUAGAAACAGUUUUGUUGUACAAGAACAGCUUUGAAGGCAAGAUUCCAUCAUCAAUUGGCAACAUCACUUCCUUGCAGUUGCUGGAUUUGUCUGACAAUAAUUUAUCUGGAGAAAUUCCUGCUGAGAUCUCCGAGCUUAAGAACUUACAACUCUUGAACUUAAUGUGCAAUCGGUUAUCAGGCUUAGUUCCCGUUGGGCUUGGAGGUUUGACACAAUUGCAAGUGCUUGAGUUGUGGAACAAUUCCUUGUCAGGAUCACUUCCAAUUGAUCUUGGCAAGAAUUCAGCAUUGCAGUGGUUGGACAUAUCGUCCAAUUCGUUCUCUGGUGAAAUCCCAGGAACCUUGUGCAAUGGAGGCAAUCUUACCAAGCUCAUUCUAUUCAACAAUGCUUUCUCAGGUCCAGUGCCAGUCAGCUUAUCAAAUUGUCCAUCACUUGUUCGUGUUAGAGUGCAGAAUAAUCUUCUAUCCGGGGCAAUUCCAGUUGGACUUGGCAAACUUGGGAGGCUUCAGAGGUUAGAAUUGGCUAAAAACAGUCUCACUGGGAAAAUCCCGGAUGAUAUUGCUUCUUCUACAUCACUUUCUUUCAUUGAUCUUUCUAGUAAUGACCUUCGAUCUUCUCUCCCUUCUGCCAUUCUUUCAAUCCCAAGUCUGCAAACAUUUAUUGCCUCAAACAAUAACUUGGGUGGUGAAAUCCCAGAUCAGUUUCAAGAUUGUCCUUCACUUUCUGUGCUUGAUCUGUCAACAAACCAUUUUACAGGAAGUAUUCCAGCUAGCAUUGCUUCCUGUGAGAAAUUAGUUACUUUGAAUCUGAGGAAUAACCAAUUGACUGGAGAUAUUCCGAAAUCAAUUGCUAUGAUGCCCACUUUGGCUGUUGUUGAUUUAUCGAACAACUCUUUAACAGGUGGGAUACCUGAUAAUUUUGGAACUUCACCAGCUUUAGAAAUGCUCAAUGUUUCAUAUAACAAACUAGAGGGUCCAGUUCCAGCAAAUGGUGUGCUAAGAACAAUCAAUCCAGAGGACCUUAUGGGCAAUGCUGGUCUCUGUGGUGGUGUUCUCCCUCCAUGUAACCAAUAUUCACCAACUUCAUCAGGGCAGAGAAGCUUGCGAGCAAAGCAUAUUGUUGCUGGCUGGCUCAUUGGGAUUUCAUCAAUUUUAGCAGCUGGAAUCUUACUUAUCGGGGGGCUAUUGCUAUAUAAAAAGUGGUAUUCAAAUGGUGGUUGCUUCGAAGAAAGGUUUGAAGAAGGCAAUGGAGAAUGGCCAUGGAGAUUAAUAGCAUUCCAAAGACUUGGUUUCACAGCUGCUGACAUCCUAGCCUGUAUUAAAGAGUCAAACGUGAUCGGAAUGGGAGCCACUGGGGUUGUAUACAAGGCUGAGAUUCCACAGUCAAAUGCAAUCGUGGCAGUUAAAAAGUUGUGGAGAUCAGGAACUGAUAUUGAAACAGGAACCAGUGGGGAUUUUGUUGGAGAGGUGAAUCUCCUUGGGAAGCUAAGGCAUCGAAAUAUAGUUCGGUUAUUAGGAUUUCUUCAUAAUGAUACUAGCAUGAUGAUAGUAUAUGAGUUUAUGCAAAAUGGUAGCUUAGGAGAAGCCUUAAAUGGCAAACAAGCAGGUAGGUUGUUGGUAGAUUGGGUUUCCAGGUAUAACAUAGCACUUGGAGUUGCACAAGGGCUUGCUUAUCUCCACCAUGAUUGUCAUCCACCUGUUAUACAUCGAGACAUCAAGUCAAAUAACAUACUGCUUGAUGCGAAUCUUGAGGCAAGAAUUGCUGAUUUUGGUUUGGCAAGGAUGAUGGUCAGAAAGAACGAAACAGUCUCAAUGGUAGCAGGGUCUUACGGGUACAUAGCUCCUGGUAAGUUACCAAUUAACAUCUCACUUCGAUGGAUUCGAUUCUCUGUUUAUAUGAUAAUCCUAAUUUAUUUAUUGUGGCUCAUGUUAUUUCUUAAUGACCCUGUGACAGAGUAUGGUUACACCUUGAAGGUUGAUGAAAAGAUCGACAUUUACAGCUUUGGAGUGGUUUUACUGGAACUUCUAACCGGAAAGCGGCCUUUAGAUCCCCAGUUUGGAGAAUCUGUAGACAUUGUUGAAUGGAUUAGGAGAAAGGUUGGAGACAACAAAGCUUUAGAAGAGGCAUUGGAUCCCAAUUUAGGAAACUGCAAGCAUAUUCGAGAAGAGAUGCUCUUAGUUGUCAGGAUAGCACUUCUUUGCACUGCCAAGCUCCCCAAGGACAGACCAUCCAUGAGGGAUGUGAUUACGAUGCUUGGUGAGGCAAAGCCUCGGAGGAAAAGCAGUAGCAAUGAUGGAAAUGCAUCAAUCAAAGAGAAGCCAGUCUUUAGCACAUCACCUGUAAAUGGCCUCAUGUAGGAGCAGAAUCACGCUCCGUUUCUGCCCCCCCACCCCUCUUUUUUUGGGCAAAACUAUAUUCUUCUUUGUAUGUAGCAUUUAGUUGUUAAUGCUUGUCCAGGUAUAUCAAGCUGGCUUUCUCCUUAAAAUAAAGUUUCAUUUUCGUGCAGGAGUCAUGCAAGAAGAUAAUUCCAUUGUACCUGAAAUUGUUAAUUCUCAUUGCCAAUGUAUUUGUUAUAGUACAGAUCUACAGAUCAAUUCUUGGAAAAUCUAUCUUCUUUUGUUAUUAGAAAUUAUACUUCAGCCAAACAUGUUCUGAAAUUGGUAACUUACCUAUAGUUCUAUAGUUCUAAAGUACUUUGGAUUAUUUGUCUCAUUAAAGGGUGAAAAUUGGAAAUGAUAAAGUUUUAUUAUUGUCCUAGAGACUAAUUUUUAGGGGAAAUUCUGCCCAGAACUUUAGAAGUUAUCAAGGAAGAGCAAGUCAUCUCUACUGAGUUUCAACUUUCCUGCUGCAAGCAUACUUAUAACAAGUUAUGAUAAUACAAUGACCAAUCCUGGUAAAGAAUAAACUUGUUCAGCAGAGUAAUUAAGCUUUAUCUUUAAAAACUAUUCAGAAAUCACUUCACAUAGAUGAGCUAUCAUGCCAUAGAAACCCUUAUGUAAGAUACAAAAGAGGACUUCCCUGAUGAGCAGAGUUCUCAAUCAUGCUCCAAAUUAGCAUAGUUCUUAUGGUAUAAAAUGGAUGAACUUUCAGUUUUGGAAAAAGAAGAAUAUGCUAACAGAAAACAAAAAAGGGCAGAAAUUAAAGGAAAAAACAACAAACUUGCCAUUGAUAAGGAAAAACAAUCUCAUUCUGAGGUCCCAAAAAUUAUUAAAAAAAAAAAAAAAA
Messenger RNA from Durio zibethinus, 4707 nucleotides. The record is from RefSeq and is a predicted model, not a curated record. Lineage: Eukaryota; Viridiplantae; Streptophyta; Magnoliopsida; Malvales; Malvaceae.